UUCUCUUCUCUCUCUAUAACUGACCUUUUGUGCUUAUUAUGCUUUACUGCAAUCGGUCUGCUUCUCGUUGGUUGUUUUUGCCUUUACCCAGUACUUUUGUUGAUUCUUUGAGCCUCUAAUAACUCUUUUGGUCAUUCCGAUUCUUCUUCAGGAUGCGUUUUUAGUUUUCCUUUUUUUUUUUUUGUUUCCUUCUAAAGAUUCAUAACUUCAUAAGAGAGUUUGAGUAGAAGAGAUUGAUGGAUGUGAUGGCAUCCAGUUGCAGUUUGUUGGGUUUUUCUUUGAAUUCACUUCUUUGAGAUCUAGUGGGGUAUGAUAAUUUUCUUGAGCAUUUUUUUCUUCAUUAUUUCUGCUCACAAUGUAGGUGAAGAUAAAGUUGUUUGCUAAUAAUUUUUACAGAGCAUAGGAUUCCUUGCUGGUUCAAGAGUUUCAGUUUUAAGGUGAUCAAAGUCAGUUUUUUGAGGUUUUCUAUGAUUCUAAUUCUGGAAUCAAUCAUGGGAGUGUGCUUUUUGGAAGAAGGGUUAUCUGUAAAGUUAGAUUCAUAGUACUAAUACUCCAAGAUAGAACAUUGGAGACAGCUCUUUCAUUUUAGUAUUUUUUGCCUAUUUAAUAAUUAUGCUGUUUGAAAAGAGUGUUGCUUUGGUAUUUUCUUAUCUACUUCUUAGUUUCAUCUCUGUUUUUGUACAUUUCUUCCAAUAAGGAGCAGAGAGUUGUAUUUCCAGCUGGUGGCUGCCCUUUUAAAAGAAGAGUUAUGGAUCUAGUAAUGGGCCUAGAUAUGGAGUUGGAUUUGGAGAAGAGCUACUCCUCAGAUCUGAGUCCUAACACUGUUCUUCCAUGUCGACAUUUUUCAGAUGUUGAAAAGAAAAGAGCAAACAGCAAAAUUAGAUGUAAAGACGAUUUGUUGACAAUAAAGGAUGGCUUCACAGAGAUUAGCUUUUGUCGCUAUCGUAGUUCCUCCGGCAAGACUCCAUCAAGACCUGUUGGUCUACAAGGAAACGUUGAGUUGAAGCGAGGUUCCAUUUACCAAAACUCCACAGAGGUAAGGACAAUGAAGAUGGAUGUUAAUGAAGGAAGGAGAAAAAUUGAAUUGUCUCGUGAUAGUGACACUAAUUUCUCCUUCAGCAUUGUCGAUUCUUUGUGUUGUUCAUAUGAAGAGAACACACAUAAGAGUUCCCCUGCUUUGUCGGUGGACUCGAAUCCAACAUCUGUCAGGAAGUCUAGCUUAGAACCUCGCUUAUCAGAUGACUACAUAGAAAUCUGUCCAAAAUUGGAUAACAGAGAAAAACAAUCUGCUGGAACUGUAAGGAGUGAUUCAAUUGAGAAUCCAACUUUCAGAAGUGAGCAGGUUGUUGGUCCUGUAAAUGAUGCUAAUGACCUUCUUGAAGAUGAUAUGGCUCUUACAUUUCAUAGAUCCCUUUCUGCUAAGAAUGUAGAAAUGCCCCAUUCCCCUUCUCCUUCAGAAAGCACUUGCUCCUCCGGAGCCGGCUCAAAGUCCCGGUUUAACCCUAUCAAAAAGAUGUUUGAUCCAUUUAUGAAAUCCAAGUCUUUACGGAGCCCUUUGGGUUAUAUAGCAGAACUUGGUGAUGUUAAAACUACAGGGAUAUCAAAUGUGAGAAGGAAUCAGACCAUGAGGAAAUCUUUGUUGCCUGACUUUGCAAAUACAGUUGGAAAAUCAAAUGUUGAUUCUCUACUUGUCCGGAAUGAUCACCAUCAAUCAACUGUGGCAUGUUCACCAGUUCACCUGCAUGGUUGUCUCAAGUUGGAAAGUAAACAUGGGAUGCCACAUUUCGAGUUCUCAUUAGAUUGCCCUGAAGAAAUUUUUGUGGCCAAGACAUGGAAGGCAAAUAAUGCUGUUAAUUGGGUAUACACAUUUCACUCAAUCUGCAGUAGAAAGAAAAGCAAUGCCAGUGGCUGGAAUUUGACUGACAGCAACAAGGAGUCUUUGGUGGGGCAGAUGCAAGUUUCCUGCUAUUUAUGCUCAGAACUAAAAGAUGGCAGGAGUUUUGACAACUCUAAGGUGACAGAAUUUGUAUUGUAUGACAUAGCACAUGCAAGACAAAGUGUCUUUUCACAAGAUUCAUUUGAUAUUGGUAAACCUCUCAAUUAUUCUAAGUCAGGCUAUGGUGGUGGAACUCAUGAGUUGGACCUCAAUCAUCAAACAAAACAUGCUUCUGAUGCUAGCAACCUUCGUUCUUCAAAUCCUUAUCCAUUGCCAGCUGCAGUUUUACAUUCAGACCUUGAAAUUGCAGCUAUUGUCAUUCAACUCCCAGUUGCAAAGAAAGAAAGCUUGAAAUACAAAAGGAGGAAUAAAAGUAGUGAUACAGUGCAUUCAAAUGUACUAAACAAUUAUACGUUUGAGCAAAGGAGAAAAAACGUCACAGACAGAGAAAGUCCAGACAAGUUGAAUGUGGUAAUUCCAGCCGGAAAUCAUAGUUUGCCAAUUGAUGAGAGCUGGGGUCCUUCUUCUUUGCUUGAUAGAUGGAGAAUGGAUGGACGCUGUGACUGUGGUGGAUGGGAUAUGGGCUGCCCACUUACUGUUUUUGGCAGCCCUGGUACCAGAUGUGCUGAAGAUGAACGACCUUUAGAACUUUUCGUUCAGGGAAGAAAACAGAAAAUUCCAGAAUUGACCAUGAGAGUUGUUGAAGAGGGAAAAUAUGCUGUUGAUUUCCAUGCACAGUUAUCCGCAUUACAGGCAUUUUCCAUUUGUGUUGCUGUAUUGCAUAGUACAGAAGCCUCCAAUGAUACUGGGGAGGAAAGAAGCAAGCAGUUGCCCCAUUGCAAUUCACUGAAAGUACUCAUCGAGGAGGAAAUGCAAUUCUUCACUGAAGCAGCGAAGGAGGGGGAAAAGAAGAAAGUCUCCAAGAAAAUGGAAGAGAUCCAGCAAUCUUAUGUGCUUAACCCUCCUUUUUCUCCAAUCGCCCGGGUAUAAAUUGUGGGACUAAACCAGAAUGAUUGACAAAGCAAAAUGGCAGUUUCCAAGAAAAAAAGAUUGGGGUUUGGAUGGACUAGAAGCAAAAGAGAUAUUUAUUAAGUACCACUGAAGGAUUACAAUUGAUUCAGUUUUUCGCCUAGGUUGACUAGUUUGGGAGAGUCUUGAGUUCUUGUGCAGCCUUGCAUUGCUUGCUUCAUUAAGCUGAAUGGUUCACAUGAAUGAGGUAUCACUAUCAAUUCUACAGCAAGAGGGUAAUUGCAUAUGAAGAUGAAAGAUCCUUGCAUGUAUAAUUUUAUUUGUUCUUCCAACUCUACUACUAGGGAUAGAAUAGAAAACAUAUACUGUCCAUAUUGUAAGUUGAUAGCCAAGGAAAAGAACCAAUUCAAUUGUUGAGAGAUAGGGGGUUCUAUACCUUGUGUUCUGCAAUAGAUUGUAACUUAGAAGCUCUUGUUACUAAUGAAUCUUGAGCAAGGCAGUUCAAAAUUUUGUUAAAAAUUUCUGUAUCUCCAAAAUAAUAAAUAGUGGUUAAUCCCUUGUUGUGA
Molecule: messenger RNA, 3471 nt
Organism: Manihot esculenta (cassava)
Lineage: Eukaryota; Viridiplantae; Streptophyta; Magnoliopsida; Malpighiales; Euphorbiaceae
Exons: 3
Coding region: 749-2926 (725 amino acids)
Source: RefSeq, a predicted model, not a curated record